UCAAACUUAACCAAACCAAAGUGUACAACACAAUAUUAUUUCAAUACACUUUAAAAUGUAUAAAAAUAACCUAUUUCACAACUUAUAAUAAGUGACACAGUAUAGUGCUGAUAAGUUUAUCCAGGAAGAGUAGUAAUUUAAGUUAAGUUUAAAAGUUGAGUUGAGGUUGCAAAACAUGAGCUUGAGUGGAAAGGCUAGGGCGAAAUCUAAGAGCCAAAAUGAAAGGACAAAGAAAUAUCAACCUAGGGUUGAUGCUAUCAAAGUCUCAGUCGAGAGAAAGAAAAAGUGUAAUGACAAAGCGCUGAAAAUAGUCAUGGACUUUUCCGACGGGACCGUCUCAGAAAAAAUUUUGUUGGAUAACCUACAAUUUAUAAACCAAGAAUAUUACCAAGAUAUCGUAGAAGAACGAGCCAUCAAUAAGUUAUGUGGUUAUCCGCUUUGUUCUAAUGCGUUGAAGAACAUACCAUCAAAGCAAUAUCACAUUUCAACCACUCUAAAUAAGGUGUUUGAUAUCACAGAUAGAAAGAACUUCUGCAGCAACUUAUGCUACAAAGCCUCGAGGUUUCUGAAAGACCAGAUCUCGACAAGUCCACUAUGGCUCAGAGAAGAAGAAUCUCAAUCUUUUACUCUUAUCUCACUUCAGUCUACACAUGGCAUGACUGGGGAUGAGGUGGAUCUCGGAAUAUCUCCCGUGAAGCUGGAUUUGGACGAUCUUCUGACAACUCCCUCGUCAAAACUGGAUGAAUCCUCUAACACAGAAGUGGUUAAUGAUGAAUCUCAUAGCAAAAACAGUGAAAAAGGCAAAACAAGUGAGGAUAAGAACUUAAAAUUUGUUGAAGAUGAAACUUAUUUUGAAAGUCUUGAAAGUAGCGAGUGUGAAAGUUUUAGUUCAUGUAAAAGUGAUUGCAUGGUUGAUGGUCAAGAUGCAAAGCAGGAAAUUUCUUCCGAAACUAAAAUUUGCACUGUCACAAUAUCUGAAACAGAUAAGUCAAAUGAUUCUGUGGAUUCUUCCAGAAAUAGAGAAUGUCUCUCUUACCAAAUCAGUAAAAUACAAGAGAGUGUAGAAAUUAUAAUUCAAGAAAAAGUUGAAGAAGGAAAUAAGCAACUAGUUUCUCAAACGCUAGAUAGUAAGGAGCAACCACGUAUCAGUGAGUCAAAAACCCAUCACAAACACUUGUCGAAAAGAAAAUCGUCAAACAGUAAAGCCUCAGUAAAUGCAAACCCUUUACAAAAUAUUGUUUUAAAAAUAGAAAAAAUACUCAGAGAAUGGAUAUCUCUGGAAUCCCUUUGUUUUAUUUUGGGUGAGGAGAAAAUCAAGGAGGUUUUAGCAGAAAAGAAAACACAAAACUUGCCAGCUUUUACGCAAGAUGUCCACUUAUACGAACGUUAUUUGGCGAUAUGUAAAAAGCUUAAUCUGUUGGAGUUGGAAGAAACAAAAAUAGACGCCUCAUAUAGAGAAGAAGCUAAAAAACCUUUGCCAGAUUAUGAAGCACUAAAGGAAGAAGCGAGGCAGAUGGAUAUCAAAGUUAAGAUGUUUUAUAAGGGAGACAAAGUUCAAUUUGAGGACCCUGAGGUUCAGAAAGAGGCAGAAAUCAAAAGUGAAGCAGCUGAUUCGCAGCCAGUUUUGCCACUGGUUGACGUUCAUGCACAGAAGGCGUUGAGGAGAAGAAUUGUUGUCGAUAAGCUAAGAAAAGUGUUGCAAGAUCUUCAAAAGAGUUUGGGAUUGAGAGGGUUCAAUUUGACGGAAGACAUUAGAACUCUCGUUGGGACAUUGACUCUCUCGGCUCACAACAUCACCAUGAAGCCUGCCGAGUGGAACCUGGUCUCCAUAGCUAUCAUAAAACUGUUAUCGCUGCGAGACGAGACACUGUCGCAAGCUCUCACCUCCAGCACUGCCAAUAAACACCUAACCUUGCUACUGAUGAGUUUCUCAUUAGAUCCAGCCUAUCUGGACCGUCUCAUGGUGUGGCUGACUGAUGUUGAGGCUGUGCUUCAAAAAACUUAAGGAUAAACGAAAAAGCUCUGAGGGUUGUGUAUUUUUAGAAAAAUCCCAUGUUGACUGACAUAGAAAUGUUUGAAAAGGUACAGAUUUACGAGCUUACCUUGGAAAUUAGUACAGGGACUUGCGUAUUCACAAAAAUUAUCAAGUAACACUGAUUUUGGUCUUAUUAUAGAACUUAUUCAGAUAAUAGAUUGUUGAGGAGGGAUGAGAUAUUUUUCAUCGAUGUUUUCUGAAGAAUUUCUUCACAACACAGAAAUGUGACAUUUAUGCAUACCAGAAGGCCCUGGAUUGUAAUUUUCCUGAGUAAGAUAGCUGAACUGUAUCCCUUCCAAAUAAGUUGUUCGUUUGCAGUUUUCAAAAUCACAAGAAAAGGACAAACUGUAGUACUAAACUUAUUUGAAAAGCUGUAAUUAUUUUUUUAACUGUAGAAUCGGUGAUAAAGUUAUAGUUUUUUAUCUCAAUUAAAUUAACAACGUUUUUAUAAGUAAUAGAUGUUGACAGAACUUUAAAUUAAUUUCUAAGUACAACUUUCAUUUGACUAAACUAUGAAUACUGACCAUUUGAUGAUUUUACGUUCUUGUGAUUUAUAAUCUGUUAUUUAGGCCAUUUUUAAAGUUGCCUUCAAAAGCAACAAUUGUUUUAUGUCUUUCUAACCUUAAUCCAACCCGUGAAAACUAUAAGAACAUUUUGGGCUCUUUGAUACUGUACCUUGAUUAGGUACCGGAUAAAAAACUGUGAUAAUUAUAUCUUUGACUGAAUCAAAAAUUUUAACUGUGGAUCCGUGGUUUCGUAUUUGUUCUUUAGGGUGUGUCAUAUUGAAAUCUAAAACUAUUUACCACUGGUACUUAGUAAUAGUUUAGAUAAGUAGGUGAUCAUGUAUAUUCGAGGUUUAAAUAAAACACUUUGUAUUAUUCAGCCUA
Messenger RNA from Macrosteles quadrilineatus (aster leafhopper), 2922 nucleotides. RefSeq names its product putative RNA polymerase II subunit B1 CTD phosphatase rpap2. The transcript is spliced from 7 exons. NCBI's taxonomy places the organism in Eukaryota, Metazoa, Arthropoda, Insecta, Hemiptera, Cicadellidae. Gene Ontology annotation, molecular function: RNA polymerase core enzyme binding; RNA polymerase II CTD heptapeptide repeat phosphatase activity. The record is from RefSeq and is a predicted model, not a curated record. The coding region runs from base 176 to 2005 and encodes 609 amino acids. Gene Ontology annotation, cellular component: cytoplasm; nucleus.